Messenger RNA from Phaedon cochleariae (mustard beetle), 667 nucleotides. Lineage: Eukaryota; Metazoa; Arthropoda; Insecta; Coleoptera; Chrysomelidae. The record is from the annotation of a GenBank genome assembly.
AUGUUGAACUUUGCUACUGCAAGAGUUGGCAUCCUGGGAUACAAGUUCGAAAAUUUUGAGAUGUACAGUAACGGAAGGAGUGAAUCAACAUUCAAUUGUCUGCGAACUAUUGUUUUGGAACACCAGAAGCUAAUCAAAUACGUUGAAAAUGCCAAUGAAUCUUUGAAAUGGUACUUCUUCACAGAAUUCUUGUUCAAAUCUUAUCAUAUAACAGUAUCGCUUCUGACCAGUACAGAUUUGAGCCAGAGAAUAUUCAACAGUAACUGGUACGACCAAAGUUCUGAAGUGAAGAGGAGUCUGUUGAUUGUGAUGGCCAGAGUGCAAAGACCACUCGUACUCACUAUCGGCAAUUUUGCAGUGAUCGACAAUGAUUUGAUAGUUACCGUCAAUGGUCAAAGCGGCUUAUACGUUCGUAAUGUACCACAUAAUUUAGAAGUUGUCAAGGAAUGGGGAGUUUCUUUUUGAUGACUUUCCUACAGAUCAGUUCUUCACUGAUCAGCCUAAUGUUUCCUCGAUGUAGAAUGCUUUUCAGAUACACACAAAAAACUAUUUGAUGAAUCUAUUAUUUUUGCUCUUGCUUGGCUUCGCUAGAUGCUCCACCUCGCAAAUGCAAAAUUCGCUUGUGUCACUUUUCAAUCCUAAUAAAAAAAUCUACUAUACAUUCCCA